Stegastes partitus (bicolor damselfish) is the source of this 2227-nucleotide messenger RNA. RefSeq names its product NSFL1 (p97) cofactor (p47) (gene nsfl1c). Gene Ontology annotation, biological process: proteasome-mediated ubiquitin-dependent protein catabolic process; nuclear membrane reassembly; Golgi organization. The record is from RefSeq and is a predicted model, not a curated record. Lineage: Eukaryota; Metazoa; Chordata; Actinopteri; Pomacentridae. Gene Ontology annotation, cellular component: nucleus; cytosol. The coding region runs from base 11 to 1135 and encodes 374 amino acids. The transcript is spliced from 9 exons. Gene Ontology annotation, molecular function: ubiquitin binding.
GCAAAUCAAAAUGGCGAGCCAAGAGGAGUCAGUGAGGGAGUUCGUCGCUGUUACUGAUGUGGACGAGGAGAGGGCCCGGUUUUUCCUGGAGUCCGCCGGCUGGAAUUUACAGCUUGCGCUCGCCAGUUUCUUUGAGGAUGGCGCUGAUGACGACAUCGUGACGCUUCCUCAGCCUGAGGGAGGCUCCUCAGUGUCCCGGUCUGCAGGGCCCAGCAGUCAGCCCAGAGUAACCUCCUUCAGAGAUCUGAUGCAUGAGGCAGAGGACGAGAGUGAUGAGGAGGAAGGCCAGAGGUUUUUUGCGGGGGGAUCAGAGCGCAGCGGGCAGCAGAUCGUCGGGCCUCCCAAGAAGAAGAGCUCCAAUGAAGUGGUGGAGGAUCUGUUCAAGGGGGCCAGAGAACAUGGAGCUGUGCCUUUGGACCGGACUGGGAGAGGACCAGGAGAACCCAGCAAAGCCAAGGCCUUCGUCGGUGGAGGUUACAGGCUAGGAGCAGCUCCCGAGGAGGAGUCGACCUACGUGGCUGGAGAGAGGCAUUCCUCCAACAGCCAGCAGGACGUCCAUGUGGUGCUGAAGCUGUGGAAGACGGGUUUCAGUCUGGACAACGGUGAACUCAGAAACUACAACGAUCCUGGAAACGCCAACUUCCUCGAGGCGAUCAGACGGGGGGAGAUUCCUCUGGAGCUGAGGCAGCGGUCUCGAGGCGGGCAGGUCAACCUGGACAUGGAGGACCACCGGGAUGAGGACUUCUCCAAACCCAAGUUGGCCUUCAAAGCCUUCGAAGGCGAAGGACAGAAGCUGGGAAGUGCCACUCCAGAGUUGGUUUCAGCUCCAGCCACCUCCCAGCAGGUCCAGGCGGCCAACGAGGCCCAGGCCAGCGCCUCGGUGACCGUCGACCCCUCGCAGCCCGUCACCAACAUUCAGAUCCGGCUGGCCGACGGCGGCAGGCUGGUCCAGAAGUUCAACCAUACCCACAGGGUGUCGGACCUGCGGCAGUUCGUGGUGGCCGCCCGGCCCGCCAUGGCCGCCAGAGAGUUCGUCCUCAUGACCACCUUCCCCAACAAGGAGCUGUCGGACGAGGGCCAGACGCUGCUGCAGGCCAACCUCCUGAACGCCGUCAUCGUCCAGCGACUACAGUGAGAGCGGGGGAGGCCGACCUCCUCCCCCCCGACUCCCCCCCUCUCCCCGGUGGUGAGGCUGAGCAACUGCAGCCCCGAGAAACCUGCUGCCCCUUCUGAGGGAGGAGAAAACACGGACUUAUGUAUGGACUUCUAAUUUCUGAUUUUUUGUUUUUCUAAAGUGAAAUGUAACGCUCUGCUCCCCUGCCCUCCCCUCCCCUCUCCCCCUCCCUCACCACUCUCACCCUCCCCGUCUGUGGCCUGUAGCAGACGGCAACGAGGGCUAAAAAGGAAACUAAAAACCUCCCAGAAUGGAACAGAGUUCUUUUAGGAGCCUCUCGGAAAGCCUGCGGAUGCUGCUUGAACAGCGGUUUUGCGAUGAGUCCAGGUCCAGCUUUCUGAGCGGCAGUUUGGUUGCAGAGAUGUUUCGCUAAAACCGCCUCUACUCUCCAUUAACCCGCUCCUUACGUCUAUUAAUCCGGCCCUUCAGCUACGUUUACGAUCAGGUUCUGUGGCUUCAGCAGAUCCACGCAGCGGCAGAUUCACACCUCGUUUCUGUCUCGACAGCACAAACCAUGAGAAAAAAAAGUACGUGUUGAUGGUGUGGUUUUGUACACGUUUUCCAUUUCUCCCCACAUGUUGUUAUUAUUCCUGGAGAGAGAGAAGUGUGACGACGUGACGAAACACUGGCUUUUCUUUUUUUCUCCAAACCAACUUAUACCAGUAGCCUUACUCUCCUUUGUCCACCUCCAGAACCAACACCUGCCCCCUUUUGUUCAGAUGAAGAUGGAGUUAUUUUUUUAAAAUGCCUUCUCCCCCGCCCCUCCACCACCUCUGUUUCUUUCUUUUUUUUUUUUUCCUUUUCAGAUUGUAGGCUUGUCCCCAGCUAGACAGUGGCAUUUUGAUAUCGUGUAACAUGACGACCAGUUACACACGGCUUUAUUACCAAACCAAUGGUUGAGCAACAGAACACAUAGAUUGUAAACACUGGUUUGUAGUUGUGGAAUCUGAAUUCCUCUGAUACACUGACAUCUUCUAUGCAUCCUGGGGCAACACAGAACUAUGUUUGGACCUCUGGUAAAAUAAAUCCAUUUUAUGGUUGAUGUAUAAAGAA